Messenger RNA from Clavispora lusitaniae ATCC 42720, 3699 nucleotides. It is a transcript of the gene RPA135, whose product is annotated as DNA-directed RNA polymerase I core subunit. The record is from RefSeq and is a predicted model, not a curated record. Gene Ontology annotation, biological process: DNA-templated transcription. Lineage: Eukaryota; Fungi; Ascomycota; Pichiomycetes; Serinales; Metschnikowiaceae. Gene Ontology annotation, molecular function: ribonucleoside binding; DNA binding. Gene Ontology annotation, cellular component: RNA polymerase I complex; nucleus.
AUGAGAAAAAGGAGUGAAAAUCCAAGUGAGGUCUAUGGAUAUAGAGGAUUCUUAUUUGUUUCAGUCUGGAACAUCAGAACCCGGGUGCCAUUUGCCAUAGAUUAUUUAUUGAUAGGCCACGUGACGUCACAUGACCAACUCGCACCUCAUCCCAUCGAAAACGAUUUUCGCUUUCCCAUUUUCCAAUCUCCAACCAUGGGUGCCCAGUUCAGAACUCUAGAGCGGGAAAAACGCUUCCAGAACCCGCCUAAAGAUAAAAGCGCGUACCCUCUUUUGGCCGAUGCCGUGGCUCCCCACGUUGGAUCGUUCAAUGCGCUCACUGAAGGCGCCGAUGGUGGACUUUUGAAUCUUGCCGUUAAAGACAUUGGCACCAAAACCAUUUUCGAUUCCAACGACGAAACUCGUUUGGGAAACAAGUUGAAAAUCCGUGUGGACUCUGUUCAGUUGGCCCGUCCAAGUGUGCCUCCUACAGACAAACUUUCUGUCAACAGAAAAACUUUCCCAUCCGAAUGUAGAGAGAGAAUGUCCACCUACAGAGGAAAGCUCUUGAUGAAAGUCGUUUGGAGCGUUAACGAUGGCGAGGAAGUCUCCGAGGUGAGGGAUGGUGGCCAGGUGCCCAUCAUGUUGAAGAGUAACCGUUGUCACUUGGAGAAAUUGUCUCCUGACGAAUUGGUGGCUCAGAAGGAGGAGAGUGACGAGUUGGGUGGUUACUUCAUCGUCAACGGUAUUGAGAAGUUGGUGCGUAUGUUAAUUGUGCAAAGACGUAAUCACCCAAUGGCGUUGAUCCGUCCAUCUUUCGGAAACAGAGGUGCUCUGUACACCAAGUUUGGUGUCCAGAUCCGUUGUGUUCGGCCCGACCAGACGUCGCAGACGAACGUCUUGCAUUAUUUGAAGGACGGUAAUGUCACCUUCCGUUUUUCGUGGCGCAAGAACGAGUACUUGGUUCCAGUGGUGAUGGUGUUGAAGGCCUUGGUGGAAACUAAUGAUCGUGAGAUUUUCGACGGAAUUGUCGCUGCCGACACAUCCAACUCGUUUUUGACUGAUCGUUUGGAGUUGUUGUUGCGUACUUAUAAGCAAUACAACCUCCACUCCCAGAAGUCCACAUUGGCUUAUCUUGGAGACAAGUUCCGUGUCGCUUUUGGUGCUACCCCUGACGUUUCGGACAUCGAUGUGGGCCGCGAAGUGUUGAAGAGAAUUGUGCUUGUCCAUUUACCUGACAAUGCCGACAAAUUCCGUCUUUUGUUGUUCCUGAUCCGCAAAUUGUACACUCUUGUGGCUGGCGACUGUGCCCCAGACAAUCCAGAUGCGACCCAGCAUCAAGAGGUUUUGUUGGGUGGUUUCUUGUACGGAAUGAUCAUCAAGGAGAAGAUCGAAGAGUAUUUGCAGAACAUCAAGAUGCAGAUUUCCUCGGACAUUGGUCGUGGGGUCCGUGUCAACUUCAACGAUAGAAAGUACAUGUCUCGUGUGUUUAUGCGUACGAACGAGAACAUUGGCCAGAAGUUGCAAUACUUCUUGUCCACCGGUAAUUUGGUUUCACAGUCGGGUCUUGAUUUGCAGCAGGUUUCCGGUUACACGGUUGUGGCUGAGAAAAUCAACUUCUACCGUUUCAUCUCGCACUUCCGCAUGGUUCACAGAGGUUCUUUCUUUGCCGAGUUGAAAACUACUACUGUUCGUAAAUUGUUGCCCGAGUCUUGGGGCUUUUUGUGUCCUGUCCAUACACCCGAUGGAUCGCCCUGUGGUUUGUUGAAUCACUUGGCCCAUAAGUGCCAGAUUGCCACCAAAGCCUCCGACGUUUCGGCUGUCCCAGCAGCAUUGGCUCGUUUGGGUGUCUCACCUGCUCACACUUUUGCUGCAGGUCCUGGCUUGUGCUGUGUUCAUUUGGACGGAAAGAUCGUCGGAUGGACCUCUCACGAACAAGGUAGAAUUGUGGCUGACUCCUUGCGUUUGUGGAAAGUACAAGGUCUCCACAACUUACCAAAAGACUUGGAAAUCGGUUAUGUGCCACCAUCAUCUAAGGGUCAAUACCCCGGUUUGUAUCUUUUUGGUGGUCACUCGCGUAUGAUGAGACCAGCCAAGUACUUGCCUUUGGAUAAGGAAGACAUUUUGGGUCCAUUCGAACAGGUGUACAUGAAUAUUGCUGUGACACCAGCGGAAAUUGAAGAGAAUGUCCACACUCAUGUGGAAUUUGCACCAACAAACAUUUUGUCCAUUUUGGCCAACUUGACCCCAUUCUCCGACUUCAACCAGUCGCCCAGAAACAUGUAUCAAUGCCAGAUGGGUAAGCAAACCAUGGGAACUCCAGGUGUGGCUCUUGUCCACCGUUCAGACAACAAACUUUACCGUUUGCAGACAGGCCAGACGCCUAUUGUCAAAGCCAAUUUGUACGAUGACUAUGGAAUGGACAACUUUCCAAAUGGUAUGAACGCUGUUGUUGCCGUCAUUUCUUACACAGGUUACGAUAUGGACGACGCCAUGAUCAUUAACAAAUCCGCAGAUGAGCGUGGUUUCGGUUACGGAACAGUGUACAAGGUGGAGAAAGUGGAUCUUUCCUUGUCUCGUAGAAGAGGCGACCCCAUCACACAGCACUUUGGCUUCGGUAGCGACGAAUGGCCAGAAACAUGGAAAGAGAAGUUGGACGACGAUGGAUUGCCGCUUAUUGGUGUGAAAGUGGAGGAAGGCGAUCCCAUCGUGGCUUACUUUGACGAAACUUUGGGCAAGACGAAGAUCAAGACUUAUCACUCUAGUGAGCCUGCUUACAUUGAAGAAGUUAAGCUUUUGGCUGAUGAUACCGGUGAUCUGGAAUGCCAGCAGAUCACCAUCAAAUACAGAGUUACACGUGCACCUUUGAUUGGAGACAAGUUUUCGUCUCGUCACGGUCAAAAAGGUGUUUGCUCGCGUAAAUGGCCUACCGUGGACAUGCCAUACUCGGAGUCUGGAAUUCAACCAGAUGUCAUCAUUAAUCCACACGCUUUCCCCUCUAGAAUGACUAUCGGUAUGUUUGUCGAGUCUUUAGCUGGAAAGGCCGGUGCUUUGCACGGAAUUGCCCAAGAUUCAACACCUUGGAAGUUCUCUGAAGACGAUACUCCAGCAGACUUCUUUGGUGAGCAAUUGAAGCUUGCAGGCUACAACUACCACGGUAACGAACCCAUGUAUUCUGGUGUUACUGGAGAAGAACUCAGGGCGGACAUCUACAUUGGUGUUGUGUACUACCAGCGGUUGCGUCAUAUGGUGAAUGAUAAGUUCCAAGUCAGAUCUACCGGUCCUGUCAACUCGUUGACCAUGCAACCCGUCAAGGGAAGAAAGAGACAUGGAGGUAUUCGUGUGGGAGAGAUGGAGAGAGAUGCCUUGAUUGGUCACGGUACCGCUUAUCUUCUUCAGGACAGAUUGUUGAAUCUGUCAGACUAUGCACAGACGCCGAUCUGCCGUUCUUGUGGCUCGUUGCUCAACACACAAAUGUCCGUGCCCCGAAUCGGAUCGUUGGCUUCGGUCAAGUGCCGUAGUUGUGCUGACAAGUUGGAGACAUACAUUAAAAAGGGCGAGUAUGUAAACGAGGCCGAUAUUUGGGAGGACGGUCUGGGAACAAAGUUUGUUGGAGGAGCUGACACUACCACUGUGGCCAUUCCAUUUGUGUUGAAGUAUUUGGAUUCGGAGUUGACGGCAAUGGGAAUCAAAAUGCGCUACAAUGUUGCCCCACUCUAA